Molecule: messenger RNA, 2680 nt
Organism: Pseudophryne corroboree (corroboree frog)
Lineage: Eukaryota; Metazoa; Chordata; Amphibia; Anura; Myobatrachidae
Gene: HP1BP3
Product: heterochromatin protein 1 binding protein 3
Exons: 12
Coding region: 145-1953 (602 amino acids)
Biological process (GO): heterochromatin organization; nucleosome assembly
Cellular component (GO): chromosome; nucleus; nucleosome
Molecular function (GO): DNA binding; nucleosome binding
Source: RefSeq, a predicted model, not a curated record
CUGUGCGCCCGUGCAGGAAAGGGGGGGGGGUGGGGUGUCCCGGGGCCGUCACAGCCGGUGCUGCUCCCGGUGAUAGCCGCGGCCCCCCGGUCCCUUCCCCCCACCGCCGUCCUCCCCUCCUCAGCGCACGCCCCGCCCUCCUCCAUGGCCCGUUUGAAAGAUGCCGCGGUCGCUGAUUGGCUGAGCUGGGCCCCGCCCCCUGAACGCGGCCUCUUUGUUUUGUGUUGUCUCCUCUCUCGGCCGCUCAGUGCUGAUUGGCUGGGCCUGGGAGAGGUGCGCGCUGAUUGGCUGAGAGGAACGUGUCUGAGCGGCCGUACAUUGCACGUCUCACAUCCGGGCACCGUCGGUACAAGUGAUAUCACCAUGCCGAUCCGCCGUGCUGUUAAUUCUUCCAGCCAGGAAACUGCCCCCAAGAAUCGCGCCGCUGACAGUGAGGAGAAGAAAGCAGAGCCUGACGCCAGUUCUGAGGAGUCUGCUUCUACCGGAGAGGAACAAGAGACUGAAACACCCCCAGCCACUUCCAGCGAGACGGAGCAGCCGAAAGAGGCCGAGGCCAAUGAGGCAACAAAGACUGAGGGGGCGGUAACAGAGGACGCCAAGAAAGAUGGUGAGAAGGAACCAUCCAAAGACAAAGAGAAGAAGGUGAAGAAGACAAUUCCAUCAUGGGCUACACUGUCUGCCAGCCAGCUGGCCCGCGCCCAGAAGCAGACACACGUGGCAUCUUCAUCUCGCCCCAAGAUGGAUGCCAUCCUGACUGAGGCCAUCAAGGCUUGUUUCCAGAAGUCCGGGGCCUCGGUUGUGGCAAUCCGGAAAUACAUCAUUAAUAAGUACCCAUCGUUGGAGCUGGAAAGGAGGGGAUACCUGCUGAAGCAGGCUCUGAAGAGAGAGCUGCAGAGGGGGAUUAUCCGUCAGGUGAAGGGGAAGGGAGCAUCCGGCAGCUUUGUAGUUGUGUCAAACUCUGGAAAAUCUGCACCGAAGUCUAAAGAUAGAAAGAAGAGUAACCCGGCAGCCGGCGAUCAGCCCAACGUUAAACUGGAAGACAUCUUACCCCUGGCUUUCACCAGGCUGUGUGAGCCUAAGGAAGCGUCUUACAGUCUCAUCAAGAAAUACGUGUCUCAGUAUUACCCCAAGCUCAAGGUGGAUGUCAAGCCUCAGAUGCUGAAGAACGCUCUGCAGCGGGCAGUGGAGAAGGGGCAGCUGGAGCAGAUUACAGGGAAGGGGGCUUCCGGUACAUUCCAGCUGAAGCGGGCAGGAGAUAAACCUCUUCUGAGCGGAGGAUUGUUUGAGGACGCCAUCUUGUCUGCAAUCACCGCCAUGAAUGAGCCCAAGACCUGCUCCACCACCGCCAUUAAGAAGUAUGUGCUGGAGAACCAUCCCGGUGUGAACUCCAGCUUUCAGGUUCAUCUCCUGAAGAGGACCCUGCGGAAGUGUGAGAAGUACGGCUGGAUGGAGCAGAUCUCUGGGAAAGGUUUCAGCGGCACCUACCAGCUCAGCUUCCCAUAUUACCCCGGUCCCUACGUGCUGUUCCCGGACAAAGCUGAGGAAGAAGAAGAUGAGUCUGAGGAGGAGUCUGAAGAGGAAGAGGAGGAAUCUGAGUCUGAGGAGGAGUCUGAGGAGGAGGAGCCCCCUCCAAAGAGGAGGAUGCAGAAGAAAGCGGCCCCUUCUAAAUCCAGGUCAAGAGCCCCCCCACCCAAGCCCAAGAGGAGUGCCCCGACUCCCAGGGGGAAGGCAAAGAGUGUUCCCAAGAAGGCUCGCCAACCUUCCCCUCCUCCUCCCUCUCCCCCUGCAUCAAAGGCGAAGAAGGGAAGAUCCGCCCCACCACCACCACCUCCUCCACCUGCCAAAAAAGCAGCCAGCCGAGCCCCCAAGAAGCCAGUGGCCACGAAGAAAGCUGUGAAGCCCGUGGCAAAGGGCAAAUCCAGCCAGCGGAAGUCCCUGAGGGCUAAGAAGUGAGUCGGCGCCCGUGAAGACGUCGGGACGCAGAAACGGUUCCAGUGGUUUAUUUACAGCGAAAGCGACUUUUUUUAAGGUUGUGUCCGUUUCCUCCUGUCCCCUCUCUGAUCUCUGAGGAGGUGCAGCGUUUUUGUAUAGAAGUAGCCGCUGCGUGAAGCUCCUGUUCCUCUGUCUUCUGACAGAAACCAGCAAAUGGUCCCUCAGUUCCCUUAUCCAGAACCGUUUCUUGGGUGUGUAAAUUCUCCCUUUUAAGAAAUCUACUUUAAUGUUUAAACAUUUUGUUUUGUUAUUUAAAAGGAGAAGGUUGUAGUCGGUCUGAGUGACGUAUGCAGAGCGGUUUUUGUUACGUUUUCUAGAGCUUGAGAAUGAAUCCGUUAGCUCCUGCUCUCCCCCCACGACGGUCCUCCCACAUCACCAACCCCUUACACAUACAUCCGAGCCCCUCGUGCUGGGGCGCCUCCCGUCUUCCUUCUAAUCUCUGUAUAGAGCUACGGAGCAUGCGUGUGCCCCGAUCCCCUCACACGCCAGCAAUUGGCACCUGUGACUAUCAUUAGCAUGUUGUACAGAAAGCAAAGUACACGAUGUCUCCCAGUUUUUAGUUAAUUUUACAGCCAACUGUGUCUUUAUUUUAAUGUUUGCCAUUUUGUAAAGCCUUAGGUAAGGCUAGACCAGUGAAGCGAUGGGAAUUCUGCUGUUUGCUACAGUAAAUGACUAGAUUCUGCUAGUG